AUGGUGGUGGUGGUGGUGGUGGUGGUGGAUCUGGGGGAGUUCACGGAGGAGGGCUUCUACCCGAAACGAUGGAUCAAUGCCGCGCUGGAGGGCCGGCUCCCACAGGACCCGCUGGACCGCUUCAUGGGCGACGCCGAGGAGAGCCUCCGCUCCGCCGCCGACGGCAUCGCCGACGCCCUCCGCCGCGUCCCCCUCGCCUGCCACGACCUCCUCCGCCUCCGCGACGACGCCGUCGCCUCCGCCGUCGCAUCCAUCCUCAGCUCCCUCAGAGAGUCGAACCUCAAGCAGCUGCUGUCCACCCUCCCCGCCGCAACCGCGCCGUCCGGCUUCUACAACACCACAGUCGGCCAAAACGGCGGCGGCGAUGGCGAAGUCUACGGCCUCGCCUUAUGCCGCGGCGACGUCUCCUCCCCCGACUGCAACACUUGUUUGAAUUCCGCCGCGGAAUACGCCGUCGCGGAGUGCCCGCGCAGCGCGUCGAACACCGUGUGGAACGACACCUGCAUGCUGCGCUACUCCAACAGCAGCUUCUUCGGCGUCGUCGACUGGGCCCAGGACUUCGCGUGGAACCUGAACAACGUCACGGAUGUGAAGCUGUUCGACACCCGGCUCUUUUCGCUGAUGAAUAACUUGACCAGAGAAGCGGCCUACGGGUCGGGGCGGCCGCCGCUGUUCGCGACGGGGCAGGUCGAGUACAUCAACUUCACAAACAUAUACGGGCUGGUGCAGUGCACGAGGGAUCUGUCGCCGGCCGACUGCGACGGGUGCUUGACGAACUGCGUCAAGAGCAUCCCGAAUUGCUGCGAGAAUCGGAUCGGCGGCAGGGUUUUCGGAAAUAACUGCAACAUCCGGUUCGAGUCGGCUCCGUUUUAUAAUUCGUCGGCCAUCGGGAGCACUCCGGCGACGCCGCCACCGCCGCCUCCGCCGGCAGGGUCGGACCGAAGUGGAGGAAGGCAUGCAGCUGAAAAUACUACAAAAUAUUAA
This is a messenger RNA of Ananas comosus (pineapple), 984 nucleotides long. RefSeq names its product cysteine-rich repeat secretory protein 38-like. Bases 1 to 984 code for a protein of 327 amino acids. The transcript has 3 exons. The record is from RefSeq and is a predicted model, not a curated record. Lineage: Eukaryota; Viridiplantae; Streptophyta; Magnoliopsida; Poales; Bromeliaceae.